Molecule: messenger RNA, 624 nt
Organism: Fraxinus pennsylvanica
Lineage: Eukaryota; Viridiplantae; Streptophyta; Magnoliopsida; Lamiales; Oleaceae
Source: the annotation of a GenBank genome assembly
AUGGAUGGGAAAACAGAGCUUCGUAUGCUCUCUUAUGAAGCUUCUAAGAUUGGAGUAGUGCGUAGUUUGUGUGUUGAUCAGAGUGACAUGAUGCAGCAUUGCGUUCAAGUCUUGGAUCUUGGUAUAUUCCCCAGACCAGAAAUUGAUCUACCUAUUUUUUGUGCCAAUUUUUUCACCACUGCUAGCAUGAGCAUCAUUGUACUGGACCUUGACCUGUUACAUGAUGUCAUUAAUCAGAGGGAUUACAAAGAGAAGUACUAUAAGCACUUAAUUCCUCUUGGCCUGAAGUAUGCUGAGCUUUUACCUGGGGGUGUAAAGAUUACGAAUGAAUCUUUGAGAUUUUUCUCACUGACAGUUAACUAUAUGGACCAAACACAUAAACCCUAUCGUAGCCCAUUUCAGGUGAGGUUCGAGCUGAUGGACAAAGCAACAGAGAAGACCAGAGGCCCGCAAAUUAUGUGCAAUCUCGAAGCACAGCGUAGGUAUCCGACAUGGAGAGCAGAAAAGGAUCCAGGUUAUCAAGUUUUGACAAGACUAAUUGGGGAGACUCGUGCUAAGCAAUCUGAUUUGGGUUAUCGAGCAUCAUCUUUUAUAUUUCUUUAUGUAGUUGUUUUUGCAUUGUAA